GGAAGGAGGGUGGGGCGGGAUAAAUCAUAGUGACGCUACUCGCUGCCGGGGUAACGGAGUUUUAGGGUUGUACGGAAUGUUGCCGGCGGAGUGGUAACUCCCGCCAUUUUUCAACCAGCCUUUCGCCUCCUUGUUUGUUUUCAUACUGAGUGCAAAACUACCUGUUUGUUUGCGUACGGAUCUCCAAGGACGCGGUGGAGAGGCUGAGCACUUGCCCUGCAAGAAAUCCAAGUCGACAAGGGUCGGACCGGGAGAAAAAGCGCGCGGCCAGACUUCCUAUCGAGCACCUCCGCUGUCCCCUGCAAGUGCAACUUGCAAAUCGCCAGCAGCCUAAAUUCUGGAAGACAACGUCUCCGACAACGGAGAAGUUUUUCCACCGCAAGGAGAGAGUUGUCUUGGCUAGUUAAGCCGCCAGUUGGGAGGAAGCGCAACUCGCGUGCGCUACUGUGAGGACUAAUGACAACGUCUCAGGGUACUCGAUCCACCUUAGCAGGGAGGCGAUGUGACUAACCGUGUGCGUUGUGUUUGUACCGAGGAUAAGGCAGACGAGCUUGUGUCUCCACACGCUGAAUGCACUGGAUAUGUGCGGAAUGUUCUGUGAUAUGAGCCCUUGCUGUACAUCUUAAGGAUAUUUCUGGAUAUUUGUGAAGCUUGAGAAAGUAGGAGGCAUAUUUAUUGAAGUCGUCACCGCCCGCGUCGCGCUCUCACGAUGGCACCGCUACUGGGCCGGAAACCCUACCCACUGGUUAAGCCGCUGGCCGAGCCCCCGGGCCCAGGAGAAGUCUACACCAUCGAGCACACCAAAGAGGCCUUCACGAACAAAGAUGAAUAUGAGGAACGACUGCAGAAGUACAGCGAGCGGAUCUGGACCUGCAAGAGCACCGGCAGCAGCCAGCUCACCCACAGGGAGGCCUGGGACGAGGAGCAGGAAGUCACCGAGCUACUCCAGGAGGAGUACCCCUUGUGGUUUGAGAAGCCGGUUUUGGACAUCGUGCACCACAACACCAUCUCCCUGGACAAGCUGGUGGACCAGGUCUGGCUGGAGAUCCUCACCAAGUACGCCGUGGGAGAGGAGUGCGACUUCCUGGUGGGGGGGCAGCAGAGCCGGAGGGUGAAGGUGCUGAAGGUGCACCCCCCGGAGCCCCCGCCCCCCGAGGAGGCGGCGGCCGAGAAGAAGCUGGAGGGGGCGUGCGACUCCCCCUCCAGCGAUAAGGAGAACACCACGCAGGAGAACCAGAAGAAGGAGGCGCAGCCCCGGGAGGAGGGCCGGAGGGAGAGCCUGCGAGACCGAGCCCGCCGCUCCCCCCGGACGCUCCCCACCAGCCUGAAGGAGGAGAGGAGGAAGUGGGUCAUGCCCAAAUUUCUGCCCCUCAAGUACGACGUGCAGCUGAUGGAAGAGGAGAAGGUCAUCAACAACGUUCCCGUUGACAGCCUGUUCCGCACAGAACGCCCUCCCACCAAGGAGAUCAUGCGCUACUUCAUCAGGCACAACGCCCUGCGGCUGGGCACUGCAGACAGCGCCCCCUGGGUGGUGGAGGAUGAACUGGUGAAGAAGUACAGCCUGCCCAGUAAAUUGAGUGACUUCCUGCUGGAGCCGUACAAGUACUUGGCAGAGAACCCCUCAGCCAAGCGCAAGAGCCUGAGCUCUCUGGAGGGGAGGCCAGCCAAGAAGCUGAAGACAGGGGAGGCUGGAGAAGAGGGGGAUCUGCAGACGAAGAAAGAAGAGGAAGAGGAGCAGGCGAAGAAGAAGGGGAGAAAGAUCAGCGACGGCAUGGCCCUCAGCCCGUCGGUGUCUCUGCUGAAGCUGAAGAACGUGGGCGAGCUGAUGAAAGCGCAGGCCGAGGCGGCCGACGGCAAGGCCGCCAAGAGGAGCCGCAAGAGCGCCGCCAAGAGCGAGGAGCAGAGCGGCCCGGGCGGCAGGACCCUGCCGGACGCGGCCAGAGGGGGCGCCACCGCGGCCCCCCCCGCCAGCCCCAGGAAGCGGGCGCGCAGCACGGGGCCCGGGACCCCCAAACGGAGCAAGCCCCUCCCCCGCGUGGCGCAGCAGCUGAUUCGCUACUACGAGCAGCACAAGGGGCGGGAGGACCGGAGGAACACGGUGUCCUGCAUGGUGUCCAAGGCGGCCAAGGCGCUGGGGCCGGAGGACCGGGCGCGGCUGCCGGACGAGCUGCGCGUGCUGGUGCAGGCGCGCUGGGAGCUGCUGGAGCACAAGAGGAACUGGGCCUCCCUGAGCGCCGAGGAGAAACAGGAAGUGAUGCGCAGGAAGCGGGUGGAGCUGAAGGAGCGGCUGCGGGAGAAGCGGGGGCGGGAGCUGCAGGCGCGGCAGGAGCUCCAGCGCAGGUUCGAGGACCAGGAGCUGCAGGGGCGGAGCCUGCCCGCCUUCCGGCUGGUGGACACGCCCGAGGGGCUGCCCAACGCCCUGUUCGGCGACGUCGCCAUGGUGACCGACUUCCUGAACUGCUACUCGGGGCUGCUGACGCCCGACGGGCGGUGCCCCGUGGCGGCGCGGGCGCUGAUGGAGGCGCUGGCGGGCGAGGGGGCGGGGUUCGCGUACCUGAACGCCGUGCUGCUGGCGCUGCUGCAGACGCUGCUGCAGGACGAGCUGGCCGAGGGCUACCGCGAGCUGGACGUGCCGCUGUCGGAGAUCCCGCUCACCGCGCACUCCGCGUCCGAGCUGGUGCGGCUGUGCCUGCGCCCCAGCGACGCCCAGGCCGGCGACAGCGGCCGCGGCUCCGAGGUCUGGGCGCCCGACGGCUACGACGACGUGCUGAGCGCCGACUUCCUGGAGCGGCUGGAGACGGCGGAGGUGUUCGAGCUGAGCGCGCCGGAGAAGGUGGGCCUGCUGGUGGCGCUGUGCCACCGCAUCCUGAUGACGUACUCGGCGGAGGACCACGUGGAGGCCGUGCAGCAGCGCAUCGCCCGGCUGUGGAAGGACCGCCUCGCCACCCUCAAGGACGCCAACGACCGCAAGCGGGCCCACAAGCAGCGCCAGAGGGAGCUGCUGGCGGCCCGGGGCGGGGCCGGGUUCUGGGACAAGGUGGAGGGCGGGGCUGGUGGCGGGGCUGAGGACGCCCCAGAGCCUUCUGGGGAAAAGAAAGAGGGCGGCGGUGAGGAGGCGGCGGGUAAAGCCGAGGCGGCGCCCGUCCCGGUCGAACCCGAGCCGGAGGACAUGAUCAGCACCGUGAGGAGCAGGAGGCUGAUGAGCAUCCAGGCCAAGAAGGAGAAGGAGGAGCAGGAGAGACAGACCAAGGAGCGCAUGGAGAAGGUGGCGGAGGAGGUGCGGAUCCAGAAGCAGAAGGCCUCGGCGGAGAGGGCGUUCCAGGAGGGCCUGGCCCAGGCCAAGCUGGUCAUGAGGCGCGUUCCCCUGGGAACCGACCGUAACCACAACAGGUACUGGCUCUUCUCUGAUCAGGUGCCUGGCCUGUACAUCGAGAAGGGGUGGGUGCACGAGAGCGUGGACUACCACUUCACCCUUCCUCCUGACGAAGAGGAGGAUGAAGAGGUGGAGGUGGAGGAGGUGGAAGAGAUUGAGGAGGCUGAUGAGCUGCAGAAGGCCGAGUGUGGUUCGGAGGGUGCACUGGCUGACGGUGGCCCCCUGUGGUCUCUACAGGCGACAGAACCCAUCGAGAGCACCGUCCCGAAAGUGGGGCAGAACCUCUGGUGUGUGUGUGACACGACGCAGGAGCUGGAGGAGUUGAUGGAGAGUCUCCACCCUCAGGGCAUUCGAGAGGGCGAGCUCAAGAGCCACCUGCAGUCCAGGUACCAGGACAUCCUGCACUCCAUACAGCUGGCUCAGACACCCUCCCUGCAGCUGGACAGCUGCGACGGGCACCAGGAGCUGCGUAGCUUCCUGCGCAGUGACAUCAUCGACAUGGCGUCCCGUCUGCACAAGGGCGGGCUGGGGUACAUGGAUGACCUCACCCAGUUUGAGGAAAGGGUGCGCUCGCUGGAGAAGCUGAAGGAUUUGGGCGAGUGUGUGAUCGCCCUGCAGGCCUGCGUCAUUAAGAAGUUCCUGCAGGGCUUCAUGGCCCCCAAACAGAAGAAGAGGCGCAAACACGGAGGGGUGGAGAGCGCCAAGCCGGAGGAGGUGGACGAGGAGAAGCGGCUGGUCCAGGAGGCCAAGGUGGCGACGGCGGUGGAGCGGUGGAGGACUGCGAUUCGGGAGGCGCAGACGUUCUCGCGCAUGCACGUGCUGCUGGGCAUGCUGGACGCCUGCGUCAAGUGGGACAUGUCUGCCGAGAAUGCGCGCUGCAAGGUGUGCCGCAAGAAAGGGCUCGGGCGCGCACAGGUGCUGCGGCUGCGGGACUGCCAGCAGGUGCAGGGCGUUAGUGUCAGGCAGGUGGAGGUGAGGAUGAGCCACGCCCGGGUGCGGCAGAGAGCAGGAGAGGAUGAUAAGCUCGUGCUGUGUGAUGACUGUAAUAAGGCCUUCCACCUUUUCUGCCUGCGGCCGGUGCUCUACUCCAUCCCUCAGGGGGACUGGCAGUGUCCUGCCUGCCAGCCCGCUACAGCCCGCAGGUCCUCACGAGCCAGGAACCGCAGUGAUGACACGGAUGAUGAGGAAGACUCCAGGCAGGAAGAGCACUCUGAGGAGGUCGAGGAGGUGGAGGAGGACGAAGAGGAUCGCCCAUAUGUAUACUUGAGGUCCAGGAAGAGGCCCAAGGUGAAGGAGUUGUCCUCUCACACGAAAGCAAGCAGCAAAACGGCAUCCAAGAGGCAGCCCCCGCCCCCCUCCAAGAGCGGCAGGCCGAGGGGCCCCCCCAGCAACCCCGCCGACAUCGACGAGCUGGUGCGUCAGUGCUCCGGCUCCGCCCCCCGCAGGUUGUUGAUGGAGUUGGCCAAGUGUGAGGAGAUCGUGCACAAACUGCUCAAAUUCCAUUACAGCUGGCCCUUCAGGGACCCUGUGUCCCCUGACGAGGCGGAGGACUACCAGGACGUCGUCUCCAACCCCAUGGACUUAAAAACCAUGCUGGCCAAGUUCUCCAGCAGCCAGUACCGGCACCCCAGCGACUUUGUGGAGGACAUGAAGCUGGUCUUCUCCAACGCCGAGGCGUACAACCAGCCGGGCAGCGCGGUGCUGUCCUGCCUGGCGCUGACUGAGAAGAGCUUCACCGCCCUGCUGCAGAAACACCUGCCCGGCGUGGCCUACCUGCGCCGCAGACACCGCCAGCGCACCGACCGGGGCCGCCAGCCGCAGGAGGAGGAGGAGGAGGAAGAGGAGGAGGAGGAGCAGGAGGAGGAGCGGGUGCACAGGAAGCGGGUUGGCAGGCCGAGGAAGUUGGUGAAGGAGGAAGAGGAGGAGCGGCAGGUGUACAGGAAGCGGGUUGGCAGGCCGAGGAAGGUAGUCAAGGAGGAAGAGGAGGAGGAAGUGCAAAAGAGUGGGAGGAAGAAACGGCGAGGCAGGCCCAAAGGUUCCACGAGGCAGCGGAAUGCCCAGCGGGAGGAGGAGGAGGAGGAGGAGGAGGAGGAGGAAGAGGCGGACCCCGCUCUGAGAAGGAGCAGGCGGGCGGUGGUCUCCAGGUCUGCCCGGAAGGAUUACCGCGAACAGGAGAGUGAGGAGGAGGAGGAGGAGGAGGAAGAUGAUGAAGAGAGGGAGGAAGAGGAAGGGGAGGAGGAGGAGGAGGAAGGUGAGUGGGACAGCAGGAGAACACGGCCCCACAGGACCAGAGGGGGGGCCAAAGCCAGGGACGAGUACAGGCCUGGCCAACGACAUUCCAAACGGCAAAAGCGCUCCAUAUGAAAAGCCCCCCACUACCCCCCCCCCAGCACACAGUCAGUCCCUCCCUGUGGCCCCCGGACCCUGGCCCAGACCGGCCCGCCAUCUUUCAGUGUUCCUUUUUAUGUUCGUAUUUAGCGUGGGGGGUGGGGAGGGAGGGGCUGGUGUAUAUUUGUAACGAGUUUAUUAUCAGCAGUUUUAUCAAACUGAGAAAUUUGGGUUUCAGGACCUUAUUUUCACCUUUUGACCUUUUUGACAGAAUUUUUUAUUUUGAAAGUUUUCCCCCCAAAAAGACGGACUUUGAAAAGAGACUGUAAGUGUGUCCAUGUAGUGGCCCCCAGCAGCGUUUUGAGUUUGAUGACUUUGUUUGAGAGUGUGGGGGCAGAGAUGGGGG
Molecule: messenger RNA, 6107 nt
Organism: Anguilla anguilla (European eel)
Lineage: Eukaryota; Metazoa; Chordata; Actinopteri; Anguilliformes; Anguillidae
Product: tyrosine-protein kinase BAZ1B-like
Exons: 20
Coding region: 710-5737 (1675 amino acids)
Biological process (GO): chromatin remodeling
Cellular component (GO): WICH complex
Molecular function (GO): histone H2AXY142 kinase activity; protein binding
Source: RefSeq, a predicted model, not a curated record